Poecilia latipinna (sailfin molly) is the source of this 4015-nucleotide messenger RNA. Its product is annotated as potassium voltage-gated channel subfamily H member 1-like. The transcript has 4 exons. The record is from RefSeq and is a predicted model, not a curated record. Bases 956 to 1825 code for a protein of 289 amino acids. NCBI's taxonomy places the organism in Eukaryota, Metazoa, Chordata, Actinopteri, Cyprinodontiformes, Poeciliidae. Gene Ontology annotation, biological process: regulation of membrane potential; potassium ion transmembrane transport. Gene Ontology annotation, molecular function: delayed rectifier potassium channel activity. Gene Ontology annotation, cellular component: voltage-gated potassium channel complex; plasma membrane.
AAUUAAUAUUCUCCUGAAUAAAUCAUUGUAAAACCAGAAGUGUCAUUUUUCUUCAUGUACAUUCAAUCUGCUGCACAGACACUGCUUGAUAUGGUUUCAUUAAACUGAGUGAAGGAACUUUCCUGAUUUCUGGUUUCCCUUCACCACCUGUCCUACGCCAGGCUGUGCAAAACGUUGAUAGAAAACAUAGCUAAAAACAAAAAAUGAUUUUUAAGACUCACUGAAUGUGACUCAUACUACAUUAUAUGUACUGGCUUAUUUUAUAAUGUUAAAAAAGAAACAGAAGACAGAGAAAAUAAAAGAUAAAACCAAUGUGUAACAAGAUUUCACUUCAUUUAAUAAAAAUGUGUUUAUUGUAUAAGAUUCAAACAUUUGUUCCAGCUUUAUGCCUGGAGGGUGAACCUGAAAACUGACUCUAAGUGACCUCAAUGCGCAACUUUUAAACUUUUUGAUGUUUAUGGUUAACUGACAAAUAGGGGGGGGGAAAUGUGCAAACACACUGAAACCAGUAGCUUCCAGUAAUAGCCUAUGACAACUGAAAAUGUGGCAUAUUUUGCAUGAUGCAAAGACAUUUUACAUUUAGCAGAGAGUCUCCAGAGAGUUUACAACAAUAAUGAUGGCAGAAGCAGCUGCUCAUUUGGAAUUGAUGAGGGCAAAUUUGGCAGCUUGAAGGUGGCACUUGUCUGGAAUUGACAGCAGAGCUGAUUAGGAACCUGAUCUGCAUUUUGUCAUUUGUGGACAAAGAGAAAAAAAAAAGAAAAAAAGAAGAGAAAUAGCUCAUCCCCUCACAUCCUUUUUCCAAACUGACAUAUACAAACAAACAAACAAACAAAAAAAGCUUCUUAGAUACAGUCAUAAAUUUAGCUUUGCUCAGCAAUCUUCAUAGAGGUGUCCACUGAAUGUACUAUUUUUUUUUUAUCCCCCCCUCCCCUCUCUUUCUCCUCUUUUCAGCUUUAUGUACGGGGAGCUCACCGACAAGGACACGACGGAAAAAGUCCGACUAACGUUUGAGAAUUAUGAGAUGAACUCAUUUGAAAUCCUGAUGUACAAGAAGAACAGGACGCCGGUUUGGUUUUUUGUGAAAAUUGCUCCCAUUCGAAACGAACAAGAGAAAGUGGUUCUGUUCCUCUGUACGUUCAGCGACAUCACAGCCUUCAAGCAGCCCAUUGAGGACGAUUCUUCCAAAGGUUGGGGGAAGUUUGCCCGAUUGACUCGAGCGCUAACAAGCAGCAGGGGAGUCUUACAGCAGCUACAACCUACAGUUCAUAAAGGAGAGAAUGUCCAUAAGCACUCUCGUCUCGCUGAGGUGCUGCAACUUGGCUCUGACAUCCUACCUCAGUACAAACAGGAGACCCCCAAAACCCCUCCUCACAUCAUCCUGCACUACUGCCUCUUUAAGACCACAUGGGACUGGGUCAUCCUCAUCCUCACCUUUUACACGGCUAUCAUGGUGCCCUACAACGUCUCCUUCAAGACGAAGCAGAACAACGUGGCUUGGCUGGUGGUGGACAGCAUCGUGGACGUCAUCUUCCUGGUGGACAUCGUCUUGAACUUUCACACCACGUUCGUGGGGCCCGCCGGCGAGGUCAUCUCCGACCCCAAGCUGAUCCGCAUGAACUACCUGAAGACCUGGUUUGUGAUCGACCUGCUCUCCUGCCUGCCCUAUGAUGUCAUCAACGCCUUCGAGAACGUGGACGAGGUGAGUCUGCCGCUGCCCGAAGAGGCACCGCUCAAAGUCCAAGUUCGUCAGGCGGCUCGUUCGGUCGUGCUAGAUGAAAAGCUGCUGUUUCCCAAAGCAUACCGUCAAUUUAAACGCUUAAAUUGACAGAUUCUAACUUUUUAGCUCUGUAUUAGGUCACGUUUAAUUGUCAAUUUACAUUAGAACCAUUUAGUUUGGACAUUUUUGCGUGUUUGAGGCGAUGUCAGAAUGCUCAUUUAUGAAUUACCAAAAUGUCUUUUCCAUGGUGAUGAGUGUUUGCUGAAGAGCCAUCACAGGAUCUUGAGAUAAUUGGCACAUUUUAAUUGGCAAAGUGGCGUUGCUUUGUUAAACUAGGGCGCACUCCAGAGCUCUGCGACACUGAAACCCGGAAACCAUUAACGCCUUCUGACAAGCUGACGAGGACUGACUCAUUGGAGAAUGUGGUUUAAAGGCUUUCCCUCUUCUUUUCUUUUUAUUGUAGAAGUGCUGAGCUCUACAGUUUUAGCUUGAUAUGCUAUUUUUAUGAUUUAUUUCAGGUAUAAUGAAUGAGGGGGUUUCUGAAUAUCUGGCUCCUUUUUUUUUUGAUUAUCCCAUUUUUCUCUUGGAAAAAAGAGUCCCAUAAAGUUUAUAGCACUCUCCAGAAUUAUUGGCAACACUUUUUAGAGCAAGGCCUUAGAAUUAAAUUAAUCUUUUAUUGCAGUAGCAUAAUUUAACACAGAUUUUUUUUCCUUUUUCUUUUUAAAAAAAAAAAAAAAAAAGAACGUUUUAUCCCAUACAUCUCGACAGCAUCACUUUUGUCUUUAGGAAAGCGCUAACUCAACAUUUAUGGUGUUUUACAGAGAAAACAAGGAAAAUUUGAGAAUUCCUCUUUGCAAAACCUCAAUCAUCAAGAGUACUGGGUCUUCGCUUUAGUUCAUCCCACACGUUUUCUUUUUAAUUUACAUCUGGAAAGGAGGCUGAUUUUGUCUUUGGUAAAGGAGAUCUGUUUAUUUGGUCAAAUUUGAUGACGUGUUAUGCGGUGUUUUUUGUUGGAGGCCGCUGGGUUAUCUAUUUCAAAGAACUCAUGACCUCGUGCACUCUAAUGAAAAUCCCUGGGUCUUUGGAAGAGAAACAGGCCCACAGCAUCAUUGAUCAUUUUAAUGAUUCCUCUGACUAUAAGUGAAAGAUCAGAUGAGCAGCCAGAAACAGUUGGGUUCGAUUUUAUACCAGUGUGUUUUAAAAAAGUCAGUAGAGAGCAAAAUCUGUAUAAUGCUUUUUAUUCUCUUACAUACAAAUGCAUUAGGAAUACUAAUACUGUUCCAAGGAAAAACAGAAUGAAUAUUUAUCUAAAUUUAUAUCCCUCUGCAGUCAGUUGGGAAAGGCUCUGUCUGUUUUUCUUUUUUGUAAAUACAAAACGUUCAUUGUAAUAUAAUCUAAACAAUGCUUGACUAUUUAACAUCCCCUUGAAUCACUGAGCUAAUUUUGAGUUGCAUAACCACUGGCACCUUGGGUAUCCUUAAAUCCAUUCGAAGUGUAGUGUAGUUUUUGGUUUUCUUCUGCAGCUUUUUUUUAGUUUUGCUUUCCAUCUUAAAGCAUCUGAGAACAUUUAGGCUGAGCAGCUCGUCAUUUCCUGCACGUAGAUUUUCCCCCGGCCAAUCGAUUGUUUGUGAAAGUGCUCGGCUCUUCUGCAAUGACCCAUUUUACUCAGAUUUGCAGAGGGGAAUUCUCUAUAGCAAACAUGUACAACACUGGCCACCUUCAUCCAUAAGUAGACAUAAGACUGCUAAUUUUCAUUGUUCAAGUUGCUUUCUAAGAUAUUCUGUGUGUCAUCUUGUGUUUGUGUUUUAAUGCUUUUCUAUAACAUGCGGUCAUCUGUGCUUAUGAAUAAAGUUGGCUUAAAUAAGAGCCACCUGUCUGCUUUUUCACAGAAUGAGCCACAUUACUGAUUAAACUGUUAUUUUAAGCAUCCCGUCUGCCCCUUCCUUAUAAUGAUUCUGUCACAUUAACUUAGCAUCAGCUAGCUGUUGCUAACAUAUUCAAUGUGUUAGCAGCUAUUAUGCUACUAGCUACUUCUGAUUUGCUACCAAAAUUGGAGAUUGAGCUCAUUUGUAAUGUGGGACUGCUACUGUUUCAAACACUUCUAAUCAUUUCCAAAAAGUCAACACAUAUUUGACUUACUGAAUGGUAGAUUCUUUUGUUUCAAAGCAAAGAUUCUUCUUCUCCUUCUCCUUCUUCUUUAAAUUUUAAGGCAGCUUGCAUUCAUUAUUGUUGCGCUACUGCCAUCUGUUGGAUCCUACUACUUAUUCCUCAAAUUCUCCCGACGAGUUCAGUAUUUUU